AUGGAUCGUCUUGCUCUUUUUCAAUUUGGUUUACUUUUACUUGCUCUACCAUUACAAUAUUUUAUUUUAAUGAAAUGGUCUUCGAAAGAUUUUGAACAAACACAAGCAAUUACUAAAAUUACAAACCAAAUUAAUCAAGUAUUUCAUUAUUUAUCACCAACGACAUGGUUUAAUUGGUUUAUUAGUUUUGUUAUUGAAGUUCCACUUGGCUUUAAUCCACUUUUACAUAAACGUACAUGGAGGCGUGGGAUCGAGUCUCCUGCUACAGAAGUUUAUUAUAUGAGAGAAAAAUAUGGAUAUUUUGCUACUUCACCAGCUAUUCGUUCAUCUCGAUCUGAGUAUGUUAAAUAUAGAGUUGGUCAAGUUAUUCGACAUAAAAUCUAUGGUUAUCGUGCAGUAAUUAUUGGUUGGGAUGAAAUAGCUUCUGCACCAGAUCAAUGGCUGGAUGAACAUCAUCACGAACAUCCAGAAUUUAGAACUCAACCAAAUUAUUCUGUAUUACUUGAUACAAGAGAUCGACGUGCUCAUAAAACUUAUAUUCCACAAGAACAUAUUGAAGUUAUUAAAAAUACAAAGAUAGUCAAUGCCCAAUUGAGUGAUUAUUUUAGUUUUUUUGAUGGUGUUCAAUAUAUAAUGCAACCAUGGCUACAAGAACUAUAUCCACAUGAUUAA
Messenger RNA from Rotaria sp. Silwood1, 672 nucleotides. The record is from the annotation of a GenBank genome assembly. Lineage: Eukaryota; Metazoa; Rotifera; Eurotatoria; Philodinida; Philodinidae.